Molecule: messenger RNA, 744 nt
Organism: Boleophthalmus pectinirostris (great blue-spotted mudskipper)
Lineage: Eukaryota; Metazoa; Chordata; Actinopteri; Gobiiformes; Gobiidae
Gene: rbis
Product: ribosomal biogenesis factor
Exons: 4
Coding region: 134-430 (98 amino acids)
Biological process (GO): ribosome biogenesis
Cellular component (GO): nucleolus
Source: RefSeq, a predicted model, not a curated record
UCUGUUGCCCUCUGGUGGCCACAGCUGGGUCACAGGGGCUGGAAACAAGUCGCGCGUAAAUGACGUGAUUUAGAAGGGACGCACGAGUUCUCAGCUUCACGUGAAAACAUCAACAACCACUUUUACAGGAAAGAUGGGGAAAAAUAAACAAAAAGGAAAAAAACAGCAGAAUGUUUUCCAAGUUGCAAACAAACAUUUGAAGGUGAAGAACAAAGCCAAACCAGUCAAGACCACUUUAAAACACAUUAAUACAUUAAAGAAAGAGAAGGUGGAGAAUCUCAAUCAGAUGUUCACAGAAGUCCAGAGGGAUAUGAAAAGUGUGUCAAAAUCAGUUGGUGCUGAGCCCAAGAAGCAAACGCUGGUAGUUAAAGAGACCCCUAAAGAGGCUGUAAAUGUAGACAAUGCGGCUCAGCUCUUCUCUCAGUUAUAAUGGACCAAAUAUUAGAGACUAUCAAGUGACACUUUUUGUGCAAUUGCACUGUUUGUGCAAUUAUGGACUUUUUGUCGUUCAGUGAUGAAAGGGAAUGACAAGAAAAACACUCAAUCGGAAGUCAUUCACAACAACAUUUUUCCACUUUGUUUUCAUCGACCGCUUUCGCUCCACAACAUUUGGAGUGUUGAGAGCCUCUGGAUUCAGUGCAACUCCAAGUUAUGUCAACCUAAACAAUGCUAUAAAAGAAUUGAUCUAUUAAACUACCAUACACUGUUUAUUAAAUUUAACAAAAUCAUAUUGAAACUGUUGAA